AUGGCUCAGAACCCGGCAGACGAGCUGCUGCGGCGCCCGCUAUAUGUUUACGAUCUUCCGCCCGAAUGCCUCGCGGGCCUGACGCCGAAGCCAGAUGCAGACACCAUCGCCAUCGACGAACCCGCGACGCCACCCAGUAAGACCUCGGACGCGUCUUCCGAUACCUUUGUCGGCUCACAAGCCUGCUCUCUUUGCAAGCUGUCCUUCACAACCGUGAUAGACCAGCGAAGUCACAUCAAGUCCGAUUUUCACAACUACAACCUCAAGCAGAAGCUGCGGGGCCAGAGCCCGGUCUCAGAGGCCGAAUUCGAGAAGCUGAUAGAGACUCUGGACGAAUCGCUCUCGGGCUCUGACUCGGAAGAAUCGGAAGACGAUGAGGACGAAGGGCGUCAAGAGUCUACGCUCACGGCGCUGCUUAGGAAGCAAGCAAAGCUGACAGAGAGACGCAAUGCUGCCAAAGAGAACAACAAGGAAGGCGACAACGAUGACGACGAACCCUCAGGGCGGCCGGGCAAGGGAAAGCCGACACUUAUAUGGUUCGGUUCACCGUUGCUUCCAGAGAAUACAUAUUUCGGCAUAUACCGAGCGAUAUUCACAGACGAAGAGCAACGCCAGCCCGACCUGGUCGAGGUCAUCCGGAAGAAGCAGCUCGAGCCCAUAGCCAUGCCAAAGCCUGCAAAGGACGGGACGUUGCCGCCAAUCGCGUACACCGGGCCGCACUUCUUCCUCUGCAUGAUUGGAGGCGGCCAUUUCGCCGCCAUGGUCGUCUCUCUCGCGCCGAGAUCCGCCAAAUCGGGCAGCACAACCAUGAACCGAGAGGCCACCGUCCUCGCUCACAAAACCUUUCACAGAUACACGACGCGUCGGAAACAGGGCGGUUCUCAGUCGGCCAACGACAACGCCAAGGGCAAAGCGCACUCUGUCGGCUCGUCCCUGCGUCGGUACAAUGAGACUGCCCUGGUCGAGGAUGUGCGCGCUCUUCUCCAGGACUGGAAGGGGCUCCUGGAUUCUUCGGAACUGCUUUUCAUCAGAGCGACAGGAACCACAAAUCGGAGAACCUUGUUUGGUCCCUAUGAAGGACAAGUUCUUCAAGCCAACGAUGCCCGUAUCCGAGGCUUUCCAUUUAGUACCAGGAGAGCUACUCAGAACGAGCUGAUGCGGUCCUUCAUCGAACUGACUCGGCUUAAAGUCAAGGAGAUUGUCCCGAGCAGGGCAGAGCCAAACAAGGCAAGCACAACGCAAAGCAAGCCUACGACGCCCUCCAAGCCUGCAAAGCCGACCCUCUCAGAAGAGGAGGAAACGGCACUACUUCAUACAUCUCAGCUGCAAGCCUUUGUGCGGCGGUCCAAACUACCCGCACUUCUAUCGUACCUCACAAAGAACAGCCUUGACCCGGACUAUGAGUUCUACCCUCCGGAGCAGAACUACCAUACUCCACGCCUUCUACACUACGCAGCUGCACAGAAUUCUGCGCCUUUGGUGCUGGGGAUCCUUACACGAGCCGGAGCGAACCCGCUUCUUAAGAAUGCGGAGGGGAAGACCGCCUUUGAGCUUGCUGGAGAUCGCUCUACGCGAGAUGCCUUUAGAGUAGCACGCUCUGAACUGGGAGAGAGAAAAUGGGAUUGGGAUGCGGCCAAGGUUCCUCCGGCCAUGACCAAGGACGAGGCAGACCGCCGCGAUGAUCGGGAAAAGCAAGAGGCAGACAAGAAGGAAGCCGAGAGGAGAAAGGCGGAAGAAGAGAGGCUUCGUGCUGAGGGGCCAAAACUCCCUGAGCAAAAGACGAAAAAGGGGAACAGUAUAGCUUCCAUAAUUGCAAAGACACCCCAGGAGCGCAGGGAGGAGGAAGCCAGGGGGCUGACACCCGAGAUGAAGCUGAAACUGGAACGAGAAAGAAGAGCGCGAGCGGCAGAAGAGAGGAUCAAGAGACUACAAGGCGGUAGCUGA
This is a messenger RNA of Trichoderma citrinoviride, 1944 nucleotides long. RefSeq lists its product as hypothetical. The transcript has 2 exons. The coding region runs from base 1 to 1944 and encodes 647 amino acids. NCBI's taxonomy places the organism in Eukaryota, Fungi, Ascomycota, Sordariomycetes, Hypocreales, Hypocreaceae. The record is from RefSeq and is a predicted model, not a curated record.